AUGGAGGAGGACAAGGUUGAGUUUCGUGCUUUGAAGCUCAAGUUUGCCACUUUCUACCGCCGCAUGACUACCACUAAGCCUGUGUUCAGAUAUAUAAACCACCCAGCGGCACAAUUUCCAAUUAAGCAAACUUCAACUUGCAGUGAGAAGCACUUAAUUGCUGAAGAGGUGGAGAGGCAAUCAGAUAUUUCUAGAUGGCCAAUUUACUCUCAUGCACAACACUUUGCCAUUCUUGCUUUUGAGUGGUACAACUCUACCAAGAAAACGGUGAGUGCCAUGAGAUGGUGA
Messenger RNA from Miscanthus lutarioriparius, 288 nucleotides. The record is from the annotation of a GenBank genome assembly. NCBI's taxonomy places the organism in Eukaryota, Viridiplantae, Streptophyta, Magnoliopsida, Poales, Poaceae.